Messenger RNA from Mesocestoides corti, 930 nucleotides. The record is from the annotation of a GenBank genome assembly. Lineage: Eukaryota; Metazoa; Platyhelminthes; Cestoda; Cyclophyllidea; Mesocestoididae.
AUGUCCUUACAAACUGUCCAACCCCUCGAAGUGGGUACCAACAGCUCUACUGUGGAAAAAUCUAUCAUUAUGAUACCUCCUAUUAUCACGGAAACUGAAAACAAACCUAAAUUUGAAAAACAGGUGUCUGUCGACACAAGAUCCUCAAUAAGAUUUAAUUUGCCAGCAUCUCAUAAUUCAUCGCUUUCCACUCUAACUUCCCUGUCCUCGUCAGCGAACGAUACUGCAAAAGACUCGACUGCAGUUCACCCAUCCGCAAACCUAAAGUUCCUUCGUAGCAUUCAUGAACGCACAAAAAGGAAGCAGAGAUUACGUAACUGCUUGAAGAUAUUCAAUUGCAUCUUCGUUUACGGACUACCGAUUGGAGGAAUAUUCCUCGGAAUCGCAGGAAUUCUUCUCGGUCACUUUCUCCACAUCGAACCCAUUUUUGUUGGAGGCUGUCUGCUUUUGAUAACAGCCGUUGGAUUUAUACUGCAAGCCUGCUUCUGGAGACGCAGUUUGCCAAACAAGUUUCGGGCAAAAGAAAUUGCCUUCAAUAUGCCCCAAGAAGACAGUCUCAUUUCUAAAUCCAACGAACGAUCAGACGAUGAGCCUAAUAGUAGCGUCAACUCAAACUGCGUUGAACCGUCAGUCAAGUCGCCUGCAGUAAAUUCUGCCCAGGUUCGACGACUCAGUAUGGCGUUAAGCAGGGCCACGGCCGAACUGUCAGCGGCCAGACAGAUAACCUCGGUUACGGGCAGGAGUGGCGGGGUUUUGAACCUCGCGCGUCGAUUGACUAUGGCGCAAAUGAAUUUCGGCGACUAUGCAGACCAUCGAGAGUUGGAGUCCGGGAAUGGGUGGAUUGCCGGCAGAUUUCCCCACGGUGUCAGAAGUGGCCUCGCGUGGAAUGAUACAGGCGCUUCGCGAUUUUAUGCAUCGAAUUAUGACUAA